AUGGAUCAGUGUAUGCAACGGGUGCACUUGGGUCAACGAUGCGUUAGUAGCAGGCAAUGUCCAAACUUUUCCGAGUGUCGCUUCGGUACAUGUCAGUGUUUGUGCGGUUACAAACAGGAUUCCCUGAUCGGAUCUCGUUGCACGAAUCCCGAUGAUCCGUUCAGUCUAAAUGCAAUUUUAACGGGUGUUGAACAAGUAUUUGGAGGAAAAACACGAGAUCUAUAA
This is a messenger RNA of Gongylonema pulchrum, 225 nucleotides long. The record is from the annotation of a GenBank genome assembly. NCBI's taxonomy places the organism in Eukaryota, Metazoa, Nematoda, Chromadorea, Rhabditida, Gongylonematidae.